GGGACUGGUAGGGAAACUGAAUACCCACUAUAUAAACAGAGAGGGAUCCCAACUUCCCAACCGCUCUCGCAUUUUGCCUUGGCUGUCUCCGGUUUACUCCCCAUCGUUUCCCGGGCAAAGCAUUUCCAGAUUCGCUCCUCCUGGUACGAGGUCAUCUAUCUCGAUUACUUACAUUUACAAUUUACAGUGCUUUGUGUGCUGAACGUUUUGAAAUAUUUGUAUCAUGGCCGAGGAGGGUCACAAGGUUAACUUGAAUGUUUAUGACCUAAGCCAAGGACUAGCUCGGCAGCUUUCCACAACUUUUUUGGGGAAGGCUAUUGAGGGUGUAUGGCACACAGGAGUUGUUGUUUACGGUAAUGAAUACUACUUUGGGGGUGGCAUACAACAAGCUCCUGCUGGAUUGACACCAUAUGGUACUCCGAUAAGGGUGUUCGAAUUGGGAGUGACACAUGUGCCGAAGGAUGUAUUUGAGAUGUAUCUCCAGGAAAUCAGCCCCAGAUAUACGGCCGAAACAUAUAGUUUGCUUACACACAACUGCAAUAACUUUAGCAAUGAGGUUGCUCAGUUUUUGGUUGGUGCAACUAUUCCAGACUACAUUCUGCAGCUUCCAAACGAAAUCAUGAAUAGUCCAAUGGGCGCUCUUAUAUUGCCUAUGAUACAGAAUCUGGAGACAACAAUGAAAUCUGGUGCUGUCCCCCAAGUUCCACAAUUUAGGUCUCCAAUGACCCAGCCCUUGCAACCGAUGAUGACCACAGAUCGCAAAGAGAGUUAUAACAAAGUGAAAGCUGAAGUGCACUGCACCAAGUCUGAGAAGCCAAAGACGGUGGAAACUGCAGUGCCACCGGCUGUUGAAAUUGUAGAACAGAAAGCAGCAGCCAAUGGGGUUGUUGGAAACGACCCCCUUGGAAAUGCGAGAAGCAUGGUGCAGGAGGAGAUAAGCAAAGAAUUUGCUGCAAUCAUGGCGACUGGGACAUUACGUGCAAGUGAGGCUGCUGCACUUGCCACUAGAAGGGUUAUGCAAAGAUACGGGAACCUGAAUGCUGCAAUGCCACGGAGUUAGCAUCUGGAGAAAAUAUUCUUUCAAAGAGUUGUACUCUUAUUUUUCGAAGAGUGGGUUUAAGAAAGACCCAGUAUCUGUAUUGACCUUUUAACAAUUUGAGUCGAUCAAUUUGUGACCAAUUGUGGGUGUGACUAGCUUUAUUUUAUAUUAAGUUCUUCUAUUAUUCUUAA
Carya illinoinensis is the source of this 1230-nucleotide messenger RNA. Its product is annotated as desumoylating isopeptidase 1-like. The transcript has 5 exons. Gene Ontology annotation, biological process: protein modification by small protein removal. The coding region runs from base 224 to 1060 and encodes 278 amino acids. The record is from RefSeq and is a predicted model, not a curated record. Gene Ontology annotation, molecular function: peptidase activity. NCBI's taxonomy places the organism in Eukaryota, Viridiplantae, Streptophyta, Magnoliopsida, Fagales, Juglandaceae.